Molecule: messenger RNA, 577 nt
Organism: Rhagoletis pomonella (apple maggot)
Lineage: Eukaryota; Metazoa; Arthropoda; Insecta; Diptera; Tephritidae
Gene: RpL14
Product: 60S ribosomal protein L14
Exons: 3
Biological process (GO): ribosomal large subunit biogenesis; translation
Cellular component (GO): cytosolic large ribosomal subunit; ribosome
Molecular function (GO): structural constituent of ribosome; RNA binding
Source: RefSeq, a predicted model, not a curated record
UUACAGCCUUUCCAAAGGUUUGUACAGACUGGCCGUAUUGCCAAAUGCUCAGCGGGCUCCUUGAAGGGUCGUCUGGUGGCCAUUGUUGAUGUUAUUGACCAAACACGGGUACUUGUUGAUGGGCCACUGACUGGAGUUCCACGCCAGGCAUACAGAUUGAAUAAUCUGCAUUUGACCAAAUACCGCAUUAAAUUCCCCUUCACUGCUCCCACACGUAUUGUGCGCAAGGCCUGGAAGGACAGCGACUUAAAAGCCCAAUGGAAGGCUAGCCCAUGGUCAGCCAAAUCACAGAACAUUUGCAAGCGUUCACAUUUGAAUGAUUUCGAUCGCUUCAAGCUGCGCUAUGCCAAGCGUCAACGUAACAAGUUGCUUACUAUUGCUUUCAACACAUUGAAAAAGCGUACCAAGUCUGACGGUACAGAGCGCAAAUUGAAGAAGGACAAACGCGAACGCAUUCGCGAAUUGAAAGCACAAGGCGUGAAAAAGGGUGCCCCCAAGAAAUAAACGCAGUUUCUUUUUGCUUGCUUUUUAAAGGAAAAUAAACUUAUUUUUUAGGAAUAAAGGAUUCUUUGUCUUA